This is a messenger RNA of Pseudophryne corroboree (corroboree frog), 2275 nucleotides long. RefSeq names its product acyl-CoA thioesterase 11 (gene ACOT11). Gene Ontology annotation, molecular function: fatty acyl-CoA hydrolase activity; lipid binding. The transcript has 16 exons. Bases 134 to 1858 code for a protein of 574 amino acids. Gene Ontology annotation, biological process: acyl-CoA metabolic process. NCBI's taxonomy places the organism in Eukaryota, Metazoa, Chordata, Amphibia, Anura, Myobatrachidae. Gene Ontology annotation, cellular component: cytosol; extracellular exosome. The record is from RefSeq and is a predicted model, not a curated record.
GAAGGCAAUCUUGGCUGGCUGGAGAGGGAGGAGGGACACAGCAAGUACUAUGCAGCCCUUCUCUGAGGACAGGCAGCAGGUGGAGAUGCGACACUGGCUGAUGUGAUAGUGAUUACGGUGAGCUCACUGGGCCAUGGCGAGCAGCAGUCGAGAUGUACGGAAUCCCACGGAGGUUCACAUGAGUCAGAUGGUGCUGCCAUGUCAUGCCAACCACCGAGGACAACUCAGUACCGGACAGUUGCUGAAAUGGAUAGACACUGCGGCCUGCCUGUCAGCGGAGAGGCACGCAGGCUGUCCGUGCGUCACUGCCUCUAUGGAUGACAUCUAUUUUGAACAUACCAUCAGCGUAGGGCAAGUUGUCAACUUGAAGACGAAAGUGAACCGUGCUUUUAAUUCCAGUAUGGAGGUUGGAAUCCACGUCACCUCGGAAGAUUUGUGCAGUGGAAAAGAGUGGAAAGUGUGCCAGGCAUUCGCAACAUUCGUAGCCCAAGCACAAGGCAAUAAAAAAGUGAUGUUAAAGCCCCUGACACCGGUCACUGAAGAGGAGCAGCUGGAACAUAGUAUCGCAGCUGAGCGGCGUCGCAUGAGGCUGGUCCAUACUGACAAUAUCAAGGAUCUGCUGACCAGGAGCACCUUACCUGAUGAGCGCAGCCCUGAAGGAGAGCUGAAAGGAGUGGUCCUUGCCCAGAAGACUCGAGUGGAGAGUGUAGAACUCGUUUUGCCUCCUCACGCCAACCAUCAAGGGAAUACAUUUGGUGGACAGAUAAUGGCCUGGAUGGAGAAUAUUGCCACAAUAGCUGCCAGCCGGCUAUGUCAUGCUCACCCAACUUUGAAGGUAAUUGAGAUGUUUCAUUUUCGGGGGCCCUCUCAGGUCGGAGAUCGAUUAAUCCUAAAGGCUAUUGUUAACAACGCCUUUAAAGACAGUAUGGAAGUGGGGGUCUGCGUGGAGGCAUUUUGUCAUGAUGUGGACGUUCCCAGAAGGCAUAUAAACAGCGCAUUCAUGACUUUCGUGGUUCUAGAUGAAAACAAUCGUCCAUGUAUUGUUCCAUGCAUCAAACCGGAACCGGGGGAUGGAGAAAGACGAUAUCGUGAAGCAAUUGCACGCAGGAAAAUAAGACUGGACCGCAAAUAUGUUAUAUCUUGCAAGCAAUCAGAGGUGCCCCUGUCAGUCCCUUGGGAUCCAAGUAAUCAGAUAACUCCUUUAAUGGACUUCUUGUUGCAGGUUUAUCUCAGUUACAACAAUGUUUCUGCAUUGAAGAUGCUAGUGUCCAAAACGGACUGGGUCCUGACGUCAGAAAUUAAUAAGGUUCGGCUAUACACACUGGAGGAUGACAAAUUUCUGUCCUUCAGGGUUGACAUGAGGGUGUCCAUUGGUGCAAGACAAAGCUUCAACCUGCUCUCUGACUUGAGGCGUCGGCAUGAGUGGGACACUAACUUUAAGGAAUGUCGUCUCCUGCAGCAGGUGAAUGAAGAUGACGCUAUUUAUCAUGUAGUCAGCACGGUGUGUGGAGCAGAUGGCAAACUACAAGAUUUCAUCAUCUUGGCCUCUCAGAGGCCACCCUGCGCCACUGGGGACCCUUUUGUUGUAGCUUUUCGAUCUGUUUCUCUCCCAACACAUCCUCCCUGCGAGGAGUACACCCGCGGGGAGACCCUCUGCUCUGGCUUCUGUAUCUGGUCCGAAGGAUCGCGGACAAAGAUUGCCUAUUACAACCAGUUUACUCCAGCACUUGUCUCACGUGUCACAACCAACAUUGCGGGACUGUCAUCCGAUUUCUCCAGCACAUACGAGGCCUGCGGAAAGUUUCUUAUUGAGAAUACAACGGAAAAUGUCGUCGAUGUUAAAACAUCUGAACCUUAGGGGCCUCCGGCUAUUAAUUGUAAGAGAAGAGCAAUAAUAAACGAAAUCUAUAUUUAUAUGUAUUGUACAUAGUGCAGAUAAAGAAAUGGACGCAGAUUGUACAGUGAGCAUGUGCUCCCCAUCUGUCAGACCGCAGUCUCCGUGGUGCCACCAGGGUGCCCGGGUGAUGAGUAGCGUGGUCCAGUGACUGAUGGGAGAGCGCAGUUUGGUCGGGAUUGUGGCAUUCUGCGAUGUAGAAUGUCUAACACUUAGCACAAACACAUUUGUUUUUGCUACGGGGAGUCGUGGGGUUUUGAUAAAGUAACUUUUUUUAACGAGCUGUUUAAUGUACUAGCGAUCUGAAGUGACCAGUCCUGUUAGAGGGCGCAGGGCAUAUUUUCCAUGUAUAAAGGCAAUAAAUGUGUCAUCUAUCUGAAA